Messenger RNA from Neurospora crassa OR74A, 423 nucleotides. RefSeq lists its product as hypothetical. NCBI's taxonomy places the organism in Eukaryota, Fungi, Ascomycota, Sordariomycetes, Sordariales, Sordariaceae. The transcript is spliced from 3 exons. The coding region runs from base 1 to 423 and encodes 140 amino acids. The record is from RefSeq and is a predicted model, not a curated record.
AUGGGGAUUAUCAAGGUACCGCUACUUUGCCAUCUAUUUGCCAAUGUGCCAAGUGGUUAUCGGGGAGAUUCGACACAAGCUGUGCCAGGCUGGCGCUUGGGAAACCGGGACCAGUUCCAAACAAGAAAAGAGUCUUCGAGACGAAGUAAGGGCAUUGGAGUGCGUGACCUCAAGACGGUGAAGGGAGAGCGUGGAACGAGGAACAAAGGGAAGGGUCGAGAUGUCAUGUUUGACCAGAUAGUGUGCGUCAAGAACAUGCGCGCCAUCAUGCACACCAAAAUGGUCAAUGGUAGCGCAGCAUGUCUCUGGAGCAGCGAAGUCCGUCGAAGGACCACAGGCCACGUGAUGACCCUUGGAAUGACCAUCUGGAAAAGUGCAGACGGGAUGGGGAGGAUGCCAGCGUCAAGACGGGAUGCCGAAUGA